Ictalurus punctatus (channel catfish) is the source of this 1822-nucleotide messenger RNA. It is a transcript of the gene gulp1b, whose product is annotated as GULP PTB domain containing engulfment adaptor 1b. NCBI's taxonomy places the organism in Eukaryota, Metazoa, Chordata, Actinopteri, Siluriformes, Ictaluridae. The transcript has 12 exons. The record is from RefSeq and is a predicted model, not a curated record. Bases 177 to 1379 code for a protein of 400 amino acids.
AAUUGGCUGUGUGAUGUCAUUAAAGUUCUUUAAGCAGCUCGAGUAAGCUGAAGCGCGCGGAAUAACGGGGACAGGCGCACGAACCUUCAGACACCGGAGAGCGGCGGAAUAACCGAGAGAAACAGCUUUACCUGUGGUUUCUGUCCAGACGAGUGGAGCUUCUGUCUCUCAUCACGAUGAACAUUGGCUUCAGCAGGAGAAAAGAUAAACCCACCAUGCACAGCUCCGAGGCUCUGGUGAAGCAUUACGUAGCCUACAGCGCUAAGUUUUUGGGAAUCACGCCGGUCGAACAGCCGAAAGGUACAGAUGUUGUUCGGGUGGCUGUGAGAAAACUGAAGUUUCAAAGGCAUAUCAAAAAGUCAGAAGGGGAGAAAAUUCCCAAAGUUGAGCUACAAAUCUCCAUAUAUGGGGUCAAAAUAUUGGAUCCAAAAACUAAGGAUGUGCAGCACAGCUGCCAGCUGCACAGGAUGUCCUUCUGCGCUGAUGAUAAAACAGACAAACGGAUCUUUGCCUACAUCUGCACCGAGCCCGACACCAAGAGGCACCUGUGCUACGUAUUUGACAGCGAGAAAUGUGCGGAAGAGAUCACCAUCGCCAUUGGCCAGGCGUUUGAUCUGGCAUAUAAAAUGUUCCUGCAGUCUGGGGGGAAAGACGUGGAGUCGAGAAAACAGAUAGGAAACUUGCAAAAGAAGAUUCAGGAUUUGGAAAUGGAAAAUUUAAAGCUCAAGAAACAGCUCCAGUGUCUGGAGGAUCAGCUGAUCAGUGCACAGUCGUCACCGCUGUUGCAUGUUAACUCCUCGACGGAGGCCUGCAUGUCCUCUGCUCUGUCCUGCUUUACUGAUGACGCCUCCUCACUGUCCUCUCUAGAGAUUUCCUCUGUUACACUAACGCCUCUCAGUUCACCUGAUUUCAGCCAAUCGGCAGGCCUGCUGACCCCACCUCCUGCUAAACCCGCCCAAUUUCUGCCAACCGACGUCUUCAUUGUUCCACGACCUCGUGCUGGUAGCAUCCCGGUGAAAGCCACCUCGACAGACGUAUUCGACAUGGUACCGUUUACACCGGGAUCUUCCACAUCGAGGAUACAGACGUGUAACGGGAACCGGAAUUUCCCCUCACUGCCUCCCGUAGACCGAGGUACAGAUCUGUUCGGAGCCGUGCCCUUUGACCCCUUCACCUGCGGCCUCACGGACUACCCUCCAGACGUCCAGUCCAAAUUGGAUGAGAUGCAGGUGGAUUUUCAUUAUGCUCAGCUGAACAAAAUAUACAUAACUGAACUUCCUCUAACGAGCCACAGGACAUUUGUGAUGGAGGGGUUCAAAAUGGGUCUGACCCUAGAGGGCGCCAUUUUCUCCCUGGAUCAAGUGGACAGUCGAUGCUGAAGUCAAACAUCAUCGUUUUUGACGGCCGACCGUCUGAACAGAAUGAUAGAGAAGUAUUUCUAAUUACAUUCUGCAUUAAGGGAUGACAAUUUAACAGGCCAUGAACAAGUUGUACAGAUGCUUUCUAUUUUUAUAUUGUAAAAAGCGUGUCUGUAGAGAUUACAUAAUUUCAAUGAUCAUUGAUUUUAUCUUAAAGUCACCACACACACACGCACACACACUGUGUCAAAUCCUGCUGAAAAACACAGCUGUCAUAUUUUUGUGUCCGUAUUUUCCCCUCAUAUUUUUCCUCAGUAAUGUUUGCACUUUCUACAUUGGUCCUUAGACAUACAAACCUGUCCUCCGUUUCCAUCGUGUAUCCUGCAUUUAUGUAGAACAGCUAAUAUUUUCUUUAUGACUGUUUAAUAAUAUUACAUUUGGAAAAUAAAGGACAACUCACUGAA